AUGACGACGAAGGUACUGGUGUAUUUAAGCAGGCAAGAUGGUCUGAAAGAGGCUGAUAAGAUAACCAGGUUACCAGGACAGCCUAAUGAUGUAAAAUUCGAUCAAUAUGCCGGUUAUGUUACAGUUGAUCCUCAGGUAGGCAGGGCCUUGUUCUAUUAUUUUGUCGAAACACCUAAGAAGUCCUUUGGAAAAAACAAGAAACCAUUAGUCUUGUGGCUUAAUGGAGGGCCUGGAUGUUCUUCCAUAGGAAAUGGAGCAAUGUCUGAACUUGGACCAUUUUUUGUCAAGAGCGACAGCAAAACAUUGUACGAAAAUCCUCAUGCAUGGAACAAUAUUGCAAACAUGUUGUUUCUUGAAUCCCCGACCGGAGUUGGGUUCUCCUAUUCGAAUGUAACAUCGGAUUAUAAAAACAAUGGGGAUAAAAGAACAGCCAGAGAUUCUUAUACUUUCUUGAUUAAUUGGUUGGAAAGAUUUCCUGAGUAUAAAACCAGUGAUUUCUUCAUUAUUGGAGAGAGUUAUGCCGGACAUUUUAUUCCACAACUCGCGAAUCUUAUUCUCGAAAACAAUAUUAAAUACAAGAACUUUACUACAAUCAAACUCAAAGGCAUUGCUAUUGGCAAUGCUUAUAUUGAGACUAUUGAGAAUGAGCAGGGACUUUUUGAUUAUCUCUGGCUCCGAUCCGUAAUCCAAAAUGAUACAUAUUAUCGUAUUAAGUCAGUAUGCAACAUUACUGGACAAGAUUAUAAUGGUGAGGAUGUUUGUAUUAAGGCUCUUGAAGCGGCUGAUAUAGAAAAGGGAAGAAUUUCUUUGUACAACAUUUAUGCUCCUAUUUGCAAUAGUUUACAAUCUGAUAAGAAUUCUCUGCAGCAAGGUAACAUAUUGAAAAAGGGAGCAGAUCCAUGUUCAGAUCACAAUGUCGAAUCAUAUAUGAACUUGCCUGAGGUGCAGACCGCUUUUCAUGCGAAUACUACAAAGUUGAGCCAUGCAUGGACCCAGUGCAGUGAUUUGUUUAAACAUGACGACUGGAAAGACAGGCCGGAUUCUGUCCUGCCGGAAAUCAAACAAGCCAUUGACAGUAAACUAAGAGUUUGGUUAUACAGUGGAGAUUUUGAUGCUAUUGUUUCAGUUACUGCAACACAAUACUCACUGCAAAAUCUUGGACUUCCAAUUGAGACAACAUGGGGACCAUGGUAUCACAAAGAACAGGUUGGAGGAUAUUUCAUGGUUUAUAAAGGACUGACAUAUGCAAUAGUUAAUGGAGCAGGGCAUAUGGUUCCUGCUGAUCAGCCAGAAAGGGCCUUGGAAUUGUUUAGAGUUUUCCUUGAAGGAAAACAACUCAAUACAUCAUCCCCUGCAUAG
Molecule: messenger RNA, 1359 nt
Organism: Dioscorea cayenensis subsp. rotundata (Guinea yam)
Lineage: Eukaryota; Viridiplantae; Streptophyta; Magnoliopsida; Dioscoreales; Dioscoreaceae
Product: serine carboxypeptidase 1-like
Exons: 8
Coding region: 1-1359 (452 amino acids)
Biological process (GO): proteolysis
Cellular component (GO): vacuole
Molecular function (GO): serine-type carboxypeptidase activity
Source: RefSeq, a predicted model, not a curated record